GGGAAGUAAAUGAUCACAGUGCAGAGCCAGAAGGAGUCAUUUCAGUAGAUAUACUGACAAUGUCCCGUUUUAAAAGAGCUGAUGAGGUGGACUCUCUGGCGGGCUUCAGGGCGGGAAAGACCGAACCGACCGUUCCUUCCGCUCUGCUGAAGGCGGCCCGCAAAAGUGGCCAGCUCAACCUGUCCGGCCGAGGGUUGAUAGAAGUCCCUCAGAAUGUGUAUCAUCUAAAUAUCGACACACCAGAGGAAGCCCACCAGAAUGUGUCCUUUGGAGCUUCAGAUCGUUGGUGGGAACAAACUGACCUCACCAAACUGCUGCUUUCAUCCAAUCAGCUGACACAACUCUCUGAUGACAUCAGACUUCUGGCUGGACUCACUACACUUGAUCUCCAUGACAACCAGCUGAGCAGUUUACCUGGUGCUUUGGGAGAACUGCAGGCGCUCCAGCAAUUGCAGCUUAGUCAUAACAAGCUGAGAUCACUGCCAGUGGAGCUGUGUACUCUAAAGAACCUCCGUAGCCUCACAGUCCAGCAGAACCUGCUGGAGAGCCUUCCAGAAGACCUGGGCCAGCUUGAGAACCUGACUGAGCUGGAACUGUCCAACAACCAGCUGACAGGUCUGCCUUCCAGUCUGGGCCGGCUCACCUGUCUGCAGAAACUACACCUGUGUCACAAUAAGCUGAGCUGUCUGCCUGAUGCCCUGACCCAACUCACAAAUGUUAAGCUGUUGGACUGCAGCAAUAACCAGCUGACUGACAUUCCUGCCGGCCUAUCAGAAAUGCUUGCUCUGGAGCAGCUGUACCUCAGACACAACAAGCUCCGCCUCCUCCCACAGCUCCUUGCACCUGCGCUAAAGGAGUUGUAUGUUGGAAACAACCACAUUGAGCAGUUGGAGGCGGAUCAGCUGGCUAGCCUGACAUUCAUCUCUAUUCUAGAACUCAGAGACAACAAGAUCAAAGCCCUCCCUGAUCAGAUCACCUUACUGAGCAUGCUCACACGGCUUGAUCUCACCAACAAUGACAUUACCACUCUUCCAGCAUCUCUCAGCCUGCUGCCAAAUCUGAAGAUGCUGCUGUUGGAGGGAAACCCUCUGCGAGGAAUCAGGAGAGACCUGCUCACUAAAGGAACCAAUGAGCUUCUGAAAUAUUUAAAAGGAAGAAUUAAAGAGGAGCCUGACAGAGCAGAUGAAGGACCUACAGCCAUGACGUUACCCAGCCAGGCCAGGAUCAAUGUACAUCACAUUAAGACUCUCAAGUUAUUGGAUUAUAGUGAGAAGAAGGCAGAUCAUAUUCCAGAUGAGCUGUUUGAUGCUGCAGCAGAUCAAGCUGUUACCACUGUUAACUUCAGCAAGAACCAGCUGACCUUCAUACCAGCCAGACUGAUGGACUUCCAGUCUUCACUAUCAGAUAUCCAGCUGGGCUUCAACAAACUGACCUGCUGUCCUCCCGACAUCUGCAAGUUACUGCAGCUGACACAUAUAGACCUCAGGAAUAACCAGCUGAGUGAUUUACCCUCUGAAAUGGAGAACUUGACUAAACUACGCUCCGUUAUCCUCAGUUGUAACAGGUUCAAGUCCUUCCCUGAAGUCCUCUAUCAGAUAGUUUCCUUGGAGACAGUGUUGCUUGGUAACAACCAAGUGGGCGGGUUGGACCCUAGUCAUCUAAUGAAGUUGGUUCAUCUGUCAACACUGGACCUGUCAAACAAUGACCUGCUGAACAUUCCCCCUGAACUGGGCCUGUGUACCAGCCUCAGGUGUCUCAGUCUGGAGGGGAAUCCUUUCCGCACACCCAGAGCAGCCAUUGUGGCCAAAGGAACGGAUGCAGUGUUGGAGUACCUCCGUGGCCGCAUACCUACAUGAGCUCUGCUACCAUAAUCAUCACAAGUAUUUUUUCAGUGUGCAAAUCCUAAUUUUUUUUUUUACUAAUUUUGACACUUAAAUGCAUCAGCCUGCAUUGCAGUGAUGUGAUUUGUGUUUGAUGGAUAUUUGGAAUUUCUGAAUGAGAUAAAUGUUGCUGGACAAUCCUGUUCAAGCUACAUGUGUGACAGAAAAGAACCAAUGUCAAAGCCAC
Scomber japonicus (chub mackerel) is the source of this 2067-nucleotide messenger RNA. It is a transcript of the gene lrrc40, whose product is annotated as leucine rich repeat containing 40. The record is from RefSeq and is a predicted model, not a curated record. Lineage: Eukaryota; Metazoa; Chordata; Actinopteri; Scombriformes; Scombridae. The transcript has 15 exons. The coding region runs from base 60 to 1856 and encodes 598 amino acids. Gene Ontology annotation, molecular function: protein binding.